UUGCAUUGGGCGCGACUAUCCUUGGCCACGUCUCCGGGCCACGUCGCGCAUUACUCGCCAUUUUCCCAUCCAGACCGAGGAAAACGUCGAUUUAGGUGCCGGACAGACCCUCUUGUAAGGUUUUAAACCUGCAAGUAACAGAGGCUUGAAGGUCGUAUUUGAUUUGACCCGCAUAGGUUCGUUCUAGCGAAGGCACAGCCGCCUGCAGCACCCAGCAGAAUCAUGAACAUUUUCAGACUCACUGGUGAUCUCUCCCAUUUAGCAGCCAUCAUCAUCCUACUGCUAAAAAUAUGGAAAACCAGGUCCUGUGCCGGUAUCUCUGGGAAGAGUCAGAUCCUGUUCGCCUUGGUGUUCACCAGUCGCUACCUGGACCUGCUCACCUCCUUCAUCUCCCUCUACAACACCACCAUGAAGGUAAUCUACAUUGGCUGUGCGUACGCCACCGUGUACCUGAUCUACGCUAAGUUCAAGGCCACCUAUGAUGGUAACCAUGACACCUUCAGAGUGGAGUUCCUGGUCGUCCCCGUAGGAGGGCUGGCGUUCCUCGUCAACCACGACUUCUCUCCCCUCGAGAUCCUGUGGACGUUCUCUAUCUACCUGGAGUCGGUGGCCAUCUUGCCCCAGCUCUUCAUGAUCAGUAAGACGGGCGAGGCGGAGACCAUCACCACCCACUACCUGUUCUUCCUGGGCCUGUACCGGGCUCUCUACCUCAUCAACUGGAUCUGGCGCUUCUACUUCGAGGGAUUCUUCGACAUGAUCGCCAUCGUGGCCGGUGUUGUUCAGACGAUCCUCUAUUGCGACUUCUUCUAUCUGUAUGUGACAAAAGUACUGAAAGGAAAGAAGCUGAGUCUACCAGCCUAAGUGCCAAAGAUCACCGAUUUGGCAGACUCGCUGGGGGGGUGGCACAUGACACAGUUGCCCCCCCCAUCCCCGCCAGUGUAAGAUGCCUGAGACAGAGAGCGAGCCGCUUAGUUUGUCCUGUUUUUUGACCACUAUCAGCAACACCUGUUCAGGAGGGUGCAAAUGUCAGAGCGCUCAGAUAGAAAUGUAUUGUAUAGAGCUAGGGAAUUGUCAGCUCUAUUAAUUAUAUUUCUAUCUGCAAUGCUUUUAACUCCCACCUUGCUGGAUGCAACCCAGAACAAACCCGAAAAGGCCAUCCUGAAGCCUUCGGACUUCUGUUUGAUGCAUCUUGCCUGACCUUUUUUUAUUACUCUGUAUAAAGGAAGAAAACAGUUUUCUAAAUAAAAAUGUGUACUCUGUAUGAUGAUUUGACACAUUAGGGAAUGAGCUGAAAAGAUAAAUUGCCUGGGAUUUGGCACUGUAAAAUAUUGGAGCGGACUUCUUGUGGUGGGAUAGUAUUGACUUAAACCGUUUAGUAUUUGCAAUCUCAAAUGUAUUUGCA
Molecule: messenger RNA, 1402 nt
Organism: Salvelinus sp. IW2-2015
Lineage: Eukaryota; Metazoa; Chordata; Actinopteri; Salmoniformes; Salmonidae
Gene: kdelr2b
Product: KDEL endoplasmic reticulum protein retention receptor 2b
Biological process (GO): endoplasmic reticulum to Golgi vesicle-mediated transport; protein retention in ER lumen
Cellular component (GO): cis-Golgi network; membrane; endoplasmic reticulum
Molecular function (GO): ER lumen protein retrieval receptor activity
Source: RefSeq, a predicted model, not a curated record